CCCUGCUGGCGGGAAGAUGGCGGCGGCGUGUGUCGGUCUCCGAAUGAUGGAGGCGGCCGUUAGCGGCCUCUUGGAGCGGGAUUUGAGCGAGGGGGAGCUGGGGGAAGCCAUCCGGGGUCUGCGGGAGCACGGAGCCCUGCGAGUGGAGGGCUCCACGGCCGCUCUUUCCGCCCUCCUUAGCAGCUGCAACUCCCGCCUGAUGUCAGCCAGCACUCGGGUCGAGGGACUCUCUCUUCUCUCUUUGGUGGUGGAAGAGUCUCCGACAGAUGUUUUUCAGGCGCAUUGUGUGUCGUGGAUCCGCGGUGUCCUGCAAGUCAUUCAGUCCCAGGACCCCCCUCGAGUGGUCAGCUUCGCUGUCUUUGUGCUGCGGUCGCUGCUGGCUCAUUCGUCUGCCCUUCCUGAAUUAUCUCGGGAAAUUUCCAUCAACCAGAUUCCGGGGCUGCUGACGUCCCUGCUGGGGCUGAGACGCCAGUGCCUGGUCCCAGCUCUAGAAGGAAUCCGGUCGUGCUUGAUCUCCUAUCCACGAGCCUGCGGCUCUCUAAGGGGAAAGCUCACCACGUUCCUCCUGAGUCUCCUGGAUGUGGAAAACGUGCAGAUUCAAGAGCUCGCGUGUCACUGCUUCUCUCUCCUGCCGUCCCUGGGCUCCGGGUUCUCGCAAGGAGUCAAACACACCGAGAACUGGGAGAGACAGAUCCAAGGCGUCCUCUGCUCCCUGCACAGCGUCUUCCAGCAGCUCUAUCAGUCUGCGGAGACAGAGUCCUCCCGGUACCAAGGGCCCGGGACCGAGCUGGAGCUGCCAAGCUUAGAGGACGAUGGAACACACAACGUCCUGCAGCUGGUGAGGAGGUUCUCGGCUCUGGGACAGUGUGUGAGCCUUCUACUCAGGGAGCAGUUCCCGGCUCCUGUGCGGGUUCCGGUGUCCGACCUUCUGAGCUUCGUCUGUCGGGUAAUUAACGUGAGCCCCAAGAACCUGAGCUGGCAGGGAGAGGAAUCCUUGAAGCUGCUGCUGCUUCCGCGGGUCCACAGGAACGCUCUGGAUAUUUUGGAGGCUACUAUCAUAGCGUGUGGCUCCCGUCUUCUUCCGUACUCUGCCGUCAUCUGCCGGCUGUUUCCUCAGCUUCUCAGCUCCUGGGGAGCCGUGCGAGGGGUGACGGGGAUGCCCUUAGGGCAAGAGCGCCCGUACAGCUCCCUCCGUGGAUCCGUCUACCGCGUGCUGGAUAAAUGGGUGACCGUGUGUGGCGUUUCCUCUGGCGUCCUGCAAGGGCCGGCUCAUCAUUCCGACAUUCUAAUAACUCAUCUGCUGAGCGACAUCACUCCUCCGGCAGACACUGUGAAGAUUUCCGGGUUCGUGCAGCUCGGUGCCAAGAAACAGAAGGUGUCCGAGGUAACGGACGGUGAUUUUCAGGGACAUCGGAAGGGGGAAGUCAGUGCCAAUAUUGAACUGUGUGCAUCUGCGCUGAAAGUUUUAUGCAGCGUUUUCCUCCAUUGCGGCUCCAUAAUCAAAGAAGAGACCCAUCGGAAGCUCCAAGAGCUGUCCAUCCCGCUGCUCAUCCGUCUUCAGCAAGGACCCGAGAACUGGCUCGGCCCGUACAUCAGUAGCGAGUGUCGGAAGGAAUUAUACAGACUCCUGCUCUGUCUUACUCUAACGCCCAGCCCUCGCCUGCCUGCCCCCUUGCACUGCGCCAUCAAGAUCUUCAGGGGUGGAAUGAUCGAGGAGAGCGUGCAGGUCUCCGUGUUCUGCACAGAGGCUCUCGCCAUUUGUCGCGUUCUCAUUCACCCGCGCGCCCCGUCGCUGCAGCAUCCUCUGCCGGCCCAGGGUCCCCGUCCCCCUGCGCAGUCCGGAGACCAGCUCAAUCAGAGACCUCUGGCCCCGCCGCCCCCUUCGUUCCCGGCCCCGGCUCCUGUAAAUCACCUACCUCUCAGGCCUUUGGCCGCUCCUCAGCCGAGCGAGCCUGCUGUUCCGCCGACUGAACCGUCCCCACCUUCAGAGGAGACUUUUGGCGGGAAGUCUAAACGCGCCGUCUUCAUCCACUUUGACAAAGAGGAGCCGUCGGACGUAGAGAUUUCCUUGGAGAGCGAUUCGGAUGACAGCGUGGUCAUCGUCCCAGAAGGGCUUCUGACAAAACCUGUGCCGCAACCCGAGGUCUCACCGCCUUCUGUUAAACCUCCCUCAGAAGAACCAACAGAGCCGCCUGUUCAGCCCGUAGUCCCCUCUGCAAGCUCUGUACCUCCACCUCCUGUGUGCCAUGGACCUUCUCCCGCUGCCCUGCCGCCUCCAGAGGUUCAUCCGCAGCCCGUGGCAGAAGGUAAUAUGACUGUGAUCAACAUCAACAGCAGCGAUGAUGAGGAAGGGGAGGACGAGGAGGAGGAGGAUGAAGAGGAAGAAGUUAUGUACGAAGACGAGGAAGAAGAGUUCUAUGACGAUGAAGAGGAAGAAGAUCUUGAAGGGUUGGAUGAAGAGGAUUAUGAAGAGGAUGAUGAAGGGCUAACUGAGGAGGAGGAGGAAGAGGAAGAAGAUGACAUUGAAGAGGAGGGCGACGAGGAUGAAGAGGGUGAAGAAGAUGAGGAAGGUCUGAUGACGGAUGAGAUGCAGCUUGCCUCCGCGAUACAGAACUUACCUCAGGAAGUUGAGCCGGUGAUGCAGGAGGCAGAGCCUGAGGAAGGUCCUCCCCGUCUAUCGCCCGUGCAGGAAGAUGACGGUGGGGACACAGGGCUGCUGAUGCUGGUAGAGACUGAGGAAAGGGAGAUGCAGGGGCAAGAAGCAGAAGACGGGGUUGCGGAUCCAGAGGUCAUGGACAGUCCCCCUCCGCCACCUGUUCUGACGCCGCCACCUCCUCCAGUCCUGCCGCCUGAGAUGGAGGAGAGCGUGGUGUCUCAGCCAGAACCCAUGGGUGAGCUGGAAGCCAUCCCGACCACGGGGGAAUCUGUGAAAGAGAAGCUGCUAGAAGAGGAGAGAAGACCAGAAGAGGAGCAGGCUGAAGAGACCGAGGAUAAAGUCGCGGAUGCGGAUUCCAUGUUGGCAGAUUUUAUUGACUGUCCUCCGGACGACGAGAAGCUCGCAGAAGCGAUGACAUGAUGUCCUGCAUCGGUGCCAUAAUACCAGACGUGCGAACCCACCCUGUUUUCUAAAGAGGUCUAAUAAACAUAUGAUGCCUUCACGCACA
Molecule: messenger RNA, 3164 nt
Organism: Spea bombifrons (plains spadefoot toad)
Lineage: Eukaryota; Metazoa; Chordata; Amphibia; Anura; Pelobatidae
Gene: PELP1
Product: proline, glutamate and leucine rich protein 1
Exons: 17
Coding region: 17-3076 (1019 amino acids)
Biological process (GO): rRNA processing
Cellular component (GO): nucleus
Source: RefSeq, a predicted model, not a curated record